Messenger RNA from Acaulospora colombiana, 455 nucleotides. The record is from the annotation of a GenBank genome assembly. NCBI's taxonomy places the organism in Eukaryota, Fungi, Glomeromycota, Glomeromycetes, Diversisporales, Acaulosporaceae.
AUGUUCAUCAAGCUCUUCACCUUCUUCACUGUCGGAACACUAUGUUUGGCCCAUCGGUACGCGUUAGAGGACGAGAUUAUCGGAGAAGGAUUCUUUCACCAUUUCGAACAUGAGGCUAUUAAUGACCCUACACACGGUCGCGUUGAUUAUGUAGACGAAGUGACCGCUCGAGCGCUGAACCUAUCAUACGCGCACGAAGACCACUUUAUAAUGCGUGCAGAUCAUGUCACUCGGUUGGAGACCUGGUUUCCGAAAGGCAGAAAGUCCGUUCGCCUGUUAUCGAGGAAGGCCUAUUCUCAUGGGACCGUCAUGGUUGCCGAUGUAGAGCACAUGCCCGUUGGAUGCGAUGGAGGAGAGAUCGACUUGAUUGAAGGGGUAAACGACGUAUCACCUAAUAUGGUCUCUCUGCAUACUUCAGAAGGAUGCAAACAGCCAUCAUACCGGAAACAGAAAGG